CUCCUCUGCGUGUUUUCAUAAACAAACCACAUUUUUCUCUCGCCGGGGCCACCGCGCAGUCACCUGUCAGCUUGCCAGCAUUGUCCGGUUCCAGCCCCCGUUUUUAACGAAGGUCUUGGAGCAACUUUGAAAGCUGGUCCAGAUUCAAAAAAGGGACGCGGGGAAACGCUGCAACAACCAGAGGCUCUCCGUGUUUGUCUUUGUUGUCCGAGCCGUCAGCGCGUGGUCGACUGUUGGACCGAGCCGACCUGCCGAGCACAAACCUUGCUCCAAUCGGAUGCUUUCCAGCUAUCAGUCCCAUUGUGCCGCUGUCUAGACUGUGCCGAGCUUCGGUAUUAACAGACAUGGUGAAGCUGACAAAGGCCAAGACAUUCCAGGCAUACCUGGACUCCUGCCACCGUCGCUACAGCUGUGUGCACUGCCGCGCCCAUCUGGCCAACCAUGACGAUCUUAUCUCCAAGUCUUUCCAAGGCAGCCAGGGCCGAGCCUACCUCUUCAACUCUGUGGUGAACGUCGGCUGUGGUCCUGCGGAGGAGAGGCUGCUGCUUACAGGACUUCACGCAGUUGCCGACAUCUACUGUGAAAACUGUCACACCACUUUGGGCUGGAAAUAUGAACAAGCCUUUGAGCUGAGUCAGAAGUACAAGGAGGGGAAGUUUAUCAUCGAGCUGUCCCACAUGAUAAAGGACAACGGCUGGGACUGAGAGGGAAACCUUCGUCUUUCUUCAUGACUUUUUCAAAAGUUGCAUCCCCUUCAACAUAAAAGGGUCCCAGUGUAGCUUCCUCAUCCCGCGUACGAGCCAUCGCUGUGCCACACUUUCACUUCGUACAGCUUUGCCAAGUAUAGCAUGUGAUGCCUUAUCUUCUGUUCUUCAUGUUUUUCCAGCGACCACAACAACACAUUUGCUGAUAUAUCUAUCCCAUUUGCUAGUUGUCCUGGGACAUGGACUGAAUGAGUGUAGGGUUUGUGUGAAAGACUGGGAGAUGUAGUCACACAGGCAUGUGUGCAUGUUGGAUUUUAAAAGCGUGUGUUUUGAGUGAUGAAACCCUUUUCCGCAACCAGUGAACAGUCACGCUCUGUGGGUGGUGAGGCCAGCGCAAGUCAAAUAAUCUGACCUUCUAACACAUCAGAUGCAGGUAUUUGGGUUUACCUUUUGAGUUUAAGGUGCACAUUUACACAUAUCUGGCCCAACUGAGUAAAGUAUUUAGGCCUGAUUAAACCACAGAUCAUUUUUGAGUGAGGGUAUGAGAGUGCUUGGAACAGUGCGAGGGCUUGUUUUUUUUAUCGAUCAUGUUUUUUAUGUUAAGAUCAUUAACACUUGUUUAUAUUUUGCCAAAUGCAAUCAGGAUGAUUAAUUAGUAAUGUUAAAGCCUUCAAACGUCUCCUGCAAGAAUUCUUAAAUCUCAAGUGUUUACUGCUUGUUGCAAAUACACAUUUUAGUGUGUGUGCGUGCGUGUGCACGCGUGCGUCUGAGUGUGCAUGUGCGUGUGUGCGGAGAUGUCUUCAGGUGGAUGGUGUUGAGAAGCAUUGGUCUCGGGGUUCACAGCUAGAGUUUCCACUGCACAGCUGGGAUAUCUUCACUUUUACUUCAUGCUGAUGAGAUCUAUCCUUCAUGUGUUUGUGUAUAUCCUAACACUGAGCCGCCCUUACAGAUACAUUUACUCAAUCAUGUUAGAGCAAAGUGUGAUUAGGAUUAUGUAGCAUAUUUAUGGUGAUUUUUAAGGUCUGCUUCUUUCAUUAAAUGUGUAUUAUUUUAACCUAAUAUUUCAUUAAAAUACAGUGUCUGUAA
Messenger RNA from Micropterus dolomieu (smallmouth bass), 1790 nucleotides. It is a transcript of the gene ypel3, whose product is annotated as yippee-like 3. The transcript is spliced from 5 exons. The record is from RefSeq and is a predicted model, not a curated record. Bases 345 to 704 code for a protein of 119 amino acids. NCBI's taxonomy places the organism in Eukaryota, Metazoa, Chordata, Actinopteri, Centrarchiformes, Centrarchidae.